This is a messenger RNA of Gekko japonicus, 1734 nucleotides long. It is a transcript of the gene METTL9, whose product is annotated as methyltransferase like 9. The transcript is spliced from 5 exons. NCBI's taxonomy places the organism in Eukaryota, Metazoa, Chordata, Lepidosauria, Squamata, Gekkonidae. The record is from RefSeq and is a predicted model, not a curated record. Bases 239 to 1204 code for a protein of 321 amino acids. Gene Ontology annotation, molecular function: protein-L-histidine N-pros-methyltransferase activity.
CCCGGCAAUCCCGUCCGGCCCGGUCUUCCGGGCCACGCGCCUUGGGUUCCGGGGCUGCAAUCUGUAUGCCUGUGUCUGCUGCGGGCGCUGAAGGGGAGCUCGCCGUCCGCGUUGGCUGCUGCUGCCAUGGAGAAAAGAGGAGGCGGCGGCGGCGGCGGGAGGGGGGGAUCCUGCUGGGCCCCCACUUCCUUCCCGGCCCCCUUCCCUCCCUCCCUCCGCCCCUGAGCCUCACCCCCCCAUGAGACUCUGCCUGGCCUGGCUGGGCUGCUACACCUUGUCUCUGUGGGCGCUGAGGAAGAGGAUGUGGGCUGGCCCUGCCAGGUACCUCCGGAGCCCUUUAUCCAGGUCUCUCUACGCCAACAUGAUGGGCAGCCACGGCCAGGCGGAGACGGGCAUCAAGGAGAAUCACCAGUGGUACUUGUGCAAUACGGAACAGCUGUGUGAGUCCCUUCAGCCAGUCUUUGUCCAGAGCUACCUUGACCAAGGAACACAGAUCUUCUUAAACAACAGCAUCGAGAAAUCCGGCUGGCUGUUCAUUCAGCUUUAUCACUCCUUCGUGUCGUCCGUUUUUAGCCUCUUUAUGUCUAGGACGUCCAUUAAUGGGUUGCUGGGAAGAGGUUCGAUGUUUGUAUUUUCGCCAGAGCAAUUUCAGAGACUGCUUAAGAUAAACCCGGACUGGAAAUCCCGUCGGCUUCUUGACUUAGGAGCCGGAGAUGGAGAGGUGACGAAAGUCAUGAGCCCCCACUUUGAAGAAAUCUAUGCCACCGAAUUGUCUGAAACCAUGAUAUGGCAGCUGCAGAAAAAGAAGUACAGAGUGCUGGGCAUCAACGAAUGGCAGAACACAGGAUUCCAGUACGACGUCAUCAGCUGCUUGAAUCUGCUCGAUCGCUGCGAUCAGCCAUUGACUGUAUUAAAAGAUAUUAGAAGUGUACUGGAACCUACGAGAGGCAGGGUCAUUCUAGCCCUGGUUCUUCCCUUUCAUCCGUAUGUGGAAAAUGUAGGUGGCAAAUGGGACAAGCCUUCUGAAGUGUUGGAAAUCAAAGGACAGACGUGGGAGGAGCAAGUGAACAGCCUGCCGGAUGUUUUCAAGAAAGCCGGCUUUGCCAUAGAGGCUUUCACUAGACUGCCGUACUUGUGCGAAGGGGACAUGUACAAUGACUUCUACGUCCUGGACGACGCCGUCUUUGUCCUCAAGCCUGUGUGACAGCAUCCCCCCAGCCAAACCCAAGAUGCAGCCUCUGCGAAUGAAGCGUUUUUGAUUCUCUUUUUUUUCCUAUUAAUUGCAAGAAGGGAGGAAGGAAUGAGAUUUUUUUUUUCUUUUAGUGGUUGUCAUUCGAAAUCAACAUCAUGUAUGAAGAAGUCUAAAAGGUCAAAAUACUAAUUUCUUUGUAGUAUGUGAAAGCGGAAAAAAGGACUGUUUUUUUAAAGACAGAACUAUUCCACUGUUGAUUUCUUAACCCCCGCCCCUACAACGCACCUGCAAUCCGACAAUAAAUCAAAGAUAUUUUUUUAUACCUAAUGACAGUAGGACUCAUGAUCCAGCAAUACCCAGGACUUACUGCUCCAACGGAUAACAUUUUGGCUGUUUUUUGUUCAUCAGAAGACCGUGCUGGCAAUAAAGCGGUCCAUUCUAUGUACGACAAAACUGGGUUGAUGAACAAGUGGUCGGAAUGGACUUCUCUUCCAUGUUUAAUGACAUUAUUUUAUCUGUCAGUCUUCAGCACAUGUUUUUAA